AUGCAGAAAGCCCUCGUGAUCACUGCGCCCGGUAGUCGCGACGUAGUGGAACGUCCUAUCCCUACUGUGCCCGACGACUGCCUUCUUGUCAAAACAGCUAGUGUUGCUCUGAACCCCACCGACUGGAAAAGCGCCGACCGGAAACCUCCAGGACAAGUCAUUGGAAAUGAUUACUCCGGUGUCGUCGAAGAGGUCGGCAAAGGCGUCAAGAAAGCCUUUCGCAAGGGCGACUGUGUUUGCGGUUGGGUCCAAGGAUGCAAUUCCAACAACCCGGAGAGUGGCGCCUUUGCCGAAUACUGUAUCCCGAAAGCCGAUCUUCAGAUCGCCAUACCCGACCGUCUCAGCUUUGAAGAAGCUUCAACCCUCGGCUUGGGGACAAUCACGGUGGGCCAGGGCCUGUAUCAGAGUCUGAAGCUCGCACCACCAGACGCCCCACUAGCACAUCCUGAGCUGAUUCUCAUCUACGGUGGCUCCACAGCCACCGGUACCCUGGCCAUUCAGUAUGCCAAGUUGUCGGGAUACACUGUAUUGACGACAUGUUCCGCGCAGAACUUUGAUCUUGUAAAGAGUCUGGGUGCAGAUGCAGUGUUCGACUAUAAAGAUGCGAAUGCAGUCCAGGCCAUCAAGGAUUACGCACAGGACAAUCUGAAGCUGGUAUUCGACACUGUUGCUGUUGAGUCUAGCGCUAAGUUCUGUGGCGAAGUGAUCUCUAGCAAGGGCGGAGAUUAUUCUGCCUUGCUGAAGGUGAACGUUCCCCGUGAUGACGUCCGCAGUCUUUUCACCAUAGGAUACACUGCUUUUGGCGAGGAUUUUGAUUUUGGUGGUGGCAUCAUUCCGGCCAAGCCGGAGGAUCGAGAGUUUGCGGGACAAUUUAUGAGCAAGGCAGCCACUUUCCUUGCAGAGGGGAAGGUCAAGCCUCAUCCUGUCAAGCUGGGGCCACGGGGGCUUCAGGGAGUAUUGGAGGGUCUGCAGGAUAUGAAGGAUGGCAAGGUCAGUGGAAAGAAGCUGGUGUACAACGUGGCCGACACACCAUGA
Messenger RNA from Aspergillus tubingensis, 1035 nucleotides. RefSeq names its product zinc-binding alcohol dehydrogenase family protein. Bases 1 to 1035 code for a protein of 344 amino acids. The transcript has a single exon. Lineage: Eukaryota; Fungi; Ascomycota; Eurotiomycetes; Eurotiales; Aspergillaceae. Gene Ontology annotation, molecular function: oxidoreductase activity, acting on NAD(P)H. The record is from RefSeq and is a predicted model, not a curated record.